Molecule: messenger RNA, 1626 nt
Organism: Pecten maximus
Lineage: Eukaryota; Metazoa; Mollusca; Bivalvia; Pectinida; Pectinidae
Exons: 2
Coding region: 130-1347 (405 amino acids)
Biological process (GO): carbohydrate biosynthetic process
Cellular component (GO): membrane
Molecular function (GO): sulfotransferase activity
Source: RefSeq, a predicted model, not a curated record
GACUGAUGUAGUAUGAAUUUCAGCAGAAGAAAAUCGCCAUGGAUGACUGGUGCGCAGGUUAGUGUGUGUGGUGAGGAAGUACACUGACACUUUACGGCGACAUUGCGGGACAACGUUACACGACACACAAUGUGGACGCAUAGGAACCCGAUGAAGACCAUUUUAUUUGCAUGUGCUUUGGUUAUUUCUAGUCAAAUUCCUGGAAUAGUAUUAAACAUUUUGCAAUACACCCAGAGAAACCAAAUCUUACGAUUGGAGUAUCUCGCAAGGAGUUCUAGUAUUGACGACAUCUGGAAUGAGCGGAUCCAUUUAAUAAGGAAAGGAUGUUCGGUGUCUGCAGGGAACUAUAGUAUUAUGCACAAUCAAACUAAAUCUUAUUUCAUUCUAGCAGCAAAACAUAAUCUAACUAUAUGUAAAGUAGCCAAAUCUGGCAGUACGUUGUGGUCUAUUCUGGCUUUAGUUCUGGAGAACAGACAAAAAGUGGAUGGAAUAUUUAACAAAAGGCGGUCUUCAGUUCAUGGAAAGCUUCAUAACAUUUUGGCGAUCGUUAAGAAAGCUCCCGCGCAUUUUUCGACAACAAACGUUGUAAUUUCCCGCGAUCCAUACACAAGAAUAUUUUCAGCAUACAUAGACAGAUGUUUCCUUCUAAGGCUCCCGAUUGAUUCACCUGGUUUUGUCGAGUCUAUAAGUAAAGGAGAGUAUAUGACGGAAGUGGGUAAAUGCGGAUUUAUUGUUACAUUUCAUGAUUUUGUGGAUAAGAUAACAAGAGAUGGAUUAAAUGGUAAAUAUAUUGAUCCUCACUGGUGCCCUGUUUAUAAUCUGUGUCGACUCUGUCAAAUGGACUACCAUGUCGCCAUGAAACAAGAAACACUGACCAGGGAUACGGAACAUAUCCUACAACGGCUAAACAUCAGUAGUGAUCUGAGGAUUAAACUGGUGAAAGAAAUACGUGGCUCUGGUACAGCUAAGAUGGUAGAUGGGUUGAUAAAGGAAUUAUAUUUCUAUAACUCUUUAAGCAAGUGGAUGAACACGCAUUGUAAUGAUAGUAUCGCCUUUGCCGUGAGGCUGUGGGAGGCAUUCAAGAUACAAGGUUAUAUGAGAUCAAACAUAUCAUUUCCGUUUAUGGAGUUUAAAGAAAAGGACAGUUUUGAUGUCAAAACCAUCGUUGAGGCUGUUCUCGUAGCUAUGAACACAAACCCAUUGUCAAAUGAAGAAAAAGUUUCUCAACGAAGACAAGCUUUAGUGAAGGCAUAUGAGGGAAUGCCGAGACGCGUUAUAGCCAAAAUCCAGGCAAUGUAUCAAAUGGAUUUUGUUCUGUUCGGUUAUGACAUAAAUCCGCCAUCGUAAAAUGUCUAUAAACUAUAGUUAAUAGAUAAUAUUCUGUAUCCGCAAUAAUUCGGUCGUGACUUUACUAUCUCGACGCAGCGAGGCUUUAUUACGUAGUCUGUGGUUGUCUCGUCAAAUGAUGAAAAUUAAUGAUUAAUUAUAAUACCCUGAUAUCGUUAAAGCGACUAAAGUUGUAGAUAGCCUGGCCAUGAAAAUUAAGAAAAUUAAAGUUUCAGACACUGAUUGAUUAUCAUUGAUUAUGGACAUUUAUAGCAACGUAGCUGCCAUAUAAUUUGAUUU